AUGGCUGAAAUCUUCGACCCCAGCGCUCCAGGUGUCAACAGGCAGAUGCUGAUUGAUUGGAUGCAUAUUAAUCAUCCCAUGACACCAUUGAGACCAAGAAUUGGCAUGGACAAACUUGUGGACAAGGUGCGAAGGGCGCAGCCUCAGUUUUUCCCGAAUCUCACUAGUCAUGUGGCUGCUCCGGUGACACUUGGUACUGCGAACGAACCCAUGGCUGACACAUCAAGACCCAAAAUCAGUGCUCAAUUACACAUCAGCAACACAAAGCCGACUACCAUCUCUACAAUCGAAACUGCCCAGUAUCAUCACCCCAAAAUACAAACCCUUCAUGAGACCCUGAUCAAGGACUCGAAACCUGUCCCUUCAUUGCCGUCUUUUGUUCGAAAGCGUGCUGUGGCUUUCGACACCGGAAGUGAAGAUGGAGCUAGUGUAAAGCAAGUCAAAACUGGAGGUAUCACGCGUGCGCAAGAGCAGUGCUACACAUUCCAAAAAAAACCUUCUGAGAUAGACAAAGGUCCAUCUCACUCGACUCAAAGUGAAAUAAGCAGAACUGAAGCCGUCAAGCUUGAGGAAUCCAAAGAUACGUCCAUCACGGUGCCAAAUCUAGAACCUUCGAUGUCAAGCACUGUUUCAAGUGGCCCCAUGAAAAUCAAACAUAAAAUCCGUAUCCCGGCUAAGCCUGAACUCACUAGGACCAAUGAGGUCAUGGACCUAAUCGACUUUUCGGACACGGAUAUUUUGGACACCGGAAAUUUAGUGAUAGGUAAAGAUAUUUCACCAAUAUCUUUUGACACAUCAACGAAAACUGCAACUGCAGUCAAAAACACUACAAAGUCUGGAGUUGAAGUCUUUUUAGAAGAAAGAAGCCGUGAAGAACGUAAUGGCAGAGAAGAUUGA
This is a messenger RNA of Melampsora larici-populina 98AG31, 897 nucleotides long. RefSeq lists its product as uncharacterized. The transcript has 6 exons. NCBI's taxonomy places the organism in Eukaryota, Fungi, Basidiomycota, Pucciniomycetes, Pucciniales, Melampsoraceae. The record is from RefSeq and is a predicted model, not a curated record. Bases 1 to 897 code for a protein of 298 amino acids.